Messenger RNA from Sinocyclocheilus grahami, 805 nucleotides. Its product is annotated as E3 ubiquitin/ISG15 ligase TRIM25-like. The annotation marks the transcript as partial. The record is from RefSeq and is a predicted model, not a curated record. NCBI's taxonomy places the organism in Eukaryota, Metazoa, Chordata, Actinopteri, Cypriniformes, Cyprinidae. The transcript has 2 exons. Gene Ontology annotation, molecular function: zinc ion binding.
GCCUGUUUCACACACGUCACUCAAACACAGAACCAGGAAACAGGAAUCACAUGAGUUCAGGGAAAGAGAAAGUGAAGUGUAGCUGAGCUGUUGUGUGUUUGUGACUCUGUAUUCAUGCAGUAAAAUGGCAGAAGCCAGAUUUUCUCAAGAUGAGUUCUUGUGUCCGGUGUGUCUGGAUCUCCUGAAGGAUCCAGUGACCAUCCAGUGUGGACACAGUUACUGUAAGAGCUGUAUUACAGACUGCUGGGAUCAGGAGGAUGAGAAGAGAGUCUACAGCUGCCCUCAGUGCAGACAGACCUUCAGUCCAAGACCUGCUUUAUUUAAGAACGUGGUGUUUGCUGAAAUGCUGGAGAAACUGAAGCAGACUAAACUUCAAAGUGUGGUUCCUGCUGGAGCUGGAGAUGUUCAGUGUGACGUCUGUACUGGAAGACAAUACAGAGCCGUCAAGUCCUGUCUGGUGUGUCUGGAGUCUUACUGUCAGAAUCAUUUUGCCCAUCAUGAGGAGUUUCAUUCACGUAAGCCACACAAAGUGAUUGAAGCCACUGGACGACUGCAGGAGAUGAUCUGCCAGAAACAUGAGAAGCUCCUUGAGGUUUUCUGUCGCACUGAUCAGAAAUGUAUAUGUGUGCUGUGUACGAUGGAUGAACAUAAAAACCACGACACUGUAUCAGCUGCAGCACAGAGGACAGAGAAACAGAAGCAGCUGAAGGAGACGCAGAAGACGCUCCAGCAGAGAAUCCAGCAGAGAGAGAAAGAUCUUCAGCAGCUGAGAGAGGCUGUGGAGUCUCAUAAGGUGAGUCUGGAG